GAGCCGGGGAAGCACUUCUCCACGCACCGGCGUCUUCACAAACGCCGGCGAAACGAGACGCUCGACCUCGUCUUCUCCGCCGCCGACCGCGAGAGACUCGUUUCGUUUUGGUCGGAGAUAUGAGGGAGUGCAUCUCCAUCCACAUCGGGCAGGCCGGCAUCCAGGUCGGGAACGCGUGCUGGGAACUUUACUGCCGCGAGCACGGCAUCCAGCCUGAUGGUCGAAAGCCCAUUGACAAGACUAUUGGAGGCGGUGAUGAUGCCUUCAAUACUUUCUUCAGCGAGACCGGCGGAGGCAAGCAUGUACCUCGUGCUGUCUUCGUCGAUCUCGAACCCACCGUGAUUGAUGAGGUGCGCACUGGUGUCUACCGCCAGCUCUUCCACCCUGAGCAGCUCAUCAGCGGCAAGGAGGACGCCGCCAACAACUUCGCCCGCGGCCACUACACAAUUGGCAAAGAGAUUGUUGAUCUCGUCCUUGAUCGCGUCCGCAAGCUCGCCGACAACUGCACCGGCCUGCAGGGCUUCUUGGUCUUCAACGCCGUCGGUGGCGGCACUGGCUCCGGCCUCGGCUCGCUCCUCCUCGAGCGCCUGUCCGUUGACUAUGGCAAGAAGUCCAAGCUGGGGUUCACUGUCUACCCGUCUCCGCAGGUGUCAACAUCUGUUGUUGAGCCUUACAACAGCGUGCUCUCCACUCACUCUCUCCUGGAGCACACUGAUGUCUCCAUCCUGCUCGACAACGAGGCCAUCUACGACAUCUGCAGGCGCUCCCUGGACAUCGAGAGGCCUCACUACACCAACCUGAACCGCCUCGUCUCUCAGGUGAUCUCGUCGCUGACUGCUUCCCUGAGGUUUGAUGGUGCGCUGAACGUGGAUGUGACCGAGUUCCAGACCAACCUGGUGCCGUACCCGAGGAUCCACUUCAUGCUGUCCUCGUACGCGCCGGUGAUCUCGGCGGAGAAGGCGUUCCACGAGCAGCUGUCGGUGGCGGAGAUCACCAGCAGCGCGUUCGAGCCGUCGUCGAUGAUGGCCAAGUGCGACCCCCGGCACGGCAAGUACAUGGCGUGCUGCCUGAUGUACCGCGGCGACGUGGUGCCCAAGGACGUGAACGCCGCCGUGGCCGCCAUCAAGACGAAGCGCACCAUCCAGUUCGUGGACUGGUGCCCGACGGGGUUCAAGUGCGGGAUCAACUACCAGCCGCCCACGGCGGUGCCCGGCGGCGACCUGGCCAGGGUGCAGAGGGCCGUGUGCAUGAUCUCCAACUCCACCAGCGUCGCCGAGGUGUUCUCGCGCAUCGACAGCAAGUUCGACCUCAUGUACGCCAAGCGCGCGUUCGUGCACUGGUACGUCGGGGAGGGGAUGGAGGAGGGGGAGUUCUCCGAGGCCCGCGAGGACCUGGCCGCCCUGGAGAAGGACUACGAGGAGGUCGGCGCCGAGGGCGGCGAUGAGGACAGUGGAGACGACGGCGACGACUACUGAUCCUGCUGCUGCCGCAUCUGCUUUCUUAGUCUGCAGGAUUUGAUUCGUCUGCCAACCUUUGUGAUGCGAUCGAUGUCGAUGUGCUGCUUUGUUCCAGAAUAUGUUUAAUGUUUGUGUUGGUCUCCAUCGGUUGUUCGCUCGUACUGUUUUGUGGGAGAAUUAUCUUGCUUUAAUUCUACUGGAGUACUUUUGUUCGCUCUCUCGCUCGCUCUAGUCUCUGUUACUAUCUUGUCUUUACGUUUGCUUAUAUGAUCAACAAACACGGCGUCGUCGACGUGUGUCUAAUUACAAGUUCUCUGUCACUGCUCGCGGUGGACAGCACAUG
Messenger RNA from Oryza brachyantha (malo sina), 1800 nucleotides. Its product is annotated as tubulin alpha-2 chain-like. Gene Ontology annotation, biological process: microtubule cytoskeleton organization; mitotic cell cycle. The transcript is spliced from 4 exons. Bases 120 to 1475 code for a protein of 451 amino acids. The record is from RefSeq and is a predicted model, not a curated record. NCBI's taxonomy places the organism in Eukaryota, Viridiplantae, Streptophyta, Magnoliopsida, Poales, Poaceae. Gene Ontology annotation, molecular function: GTP binding; structural constituent of cytoskeleton. Gene Ontology annotation, cellular component: microtubule; cytoplasm.